AUGAUGCUCAUGAUCAUGUCCAAAAUUCUUGUACGGGUAUACGGCUCCCGUCACAGUAGCACUGUUGGCAAAGCCUUCACAUUUCCAGAGAUGCCACAAUGACUAGGUAUCCAACAAAAUGAUAGUAAAUAGUUUUGUAAUUGGCAAUGCAACAGCUUUCACUUAAAUUCAAAUAUUACAUGAAAAAAUGGGUUUAAUUUUAGUGAAAAUUUUGCUGAGCUCUAUAACGCAUUUAAUAAAUCACUCAAUACAUUGGAGUAUUUAGAUGCAUCUGUAUACAUUUAAUGCCAGUUAGGCGAUUUACUAUUACAUUGCAAUUAAAAUUUGCAUUGGCAUUAAAAUCAGAUUUUUCAAUGUAAAGAGAAAAGCAAAUCUCUGGAGAAAGAAGAAGAGAAUCAUAAGAAGAGCUAAAUAGAGGAAGUCCAUAAAAAUAAUGAGUUGGAGCUUGUAAUUGUUUGAAUUUCAGGAAGCUAUUUAAUAGACAAGGUAAUGUUUAUGUGAAGGGAGUAAUUUUGAGAAAGAGACUCCAGUUUGGAUUUGAGGGGAUGAUUCUGGAACUGGACAUUUAAAUACAAAACACAAAAUUACGUUUAAUAUUUUUUAUAUUUAGACGCAAGUGACGGCAGUCAAAAUUACUUGAAAGGAUUCAAUCAAGGACCCCCAAGAAACUAAGAUAAUGAGUAACAUCAAAUUAUGGCGACUUAUUUCUAAAUCCAACCUAUUCUAGGCAUGUUUGGCUACCAAUUUGAUAUCGAUAAGACUACUGCGUAAUGCGUUAGCGUUUAAUGAAAUAGAUAUAUAUAGACUUCCCCUUCAUAGUCUGUGCUUAGUGCUUGCUGCAGCUGCAGGCUGCUUAAUGCUUUAAAUAGCUUUUUAAUACAAAUUAUUAAGUCUGGUUUCCCUUCAAAGCGUAAAUAAAUUGUUGACCUAAAGGCUGCAAACACAUGACCUGGUCAUAAAAUCAUAAAAUUUUAUAGAAAUUAGAAUAAUUAGUUUGUGAAUUGGACAGUGCUCAAUUUACAAACGAAGUGAAGUUAGAAGUUAUAUUUCAUUGGAUUUUCCAUGGGAGGCUGCAAACUGCAACAAACAUGAUCCGUGAAAUAAUAUUCGUAUUACUAGCUAUAAUCACUGCUUCGAGUGUAUGGUCAUUAUUAAGCAAUGUUUUUCAUAUGGCGUUUAUCGAUAAUAUGCUGUUGGAUACUGUUAUCGGAGUUGUGGGUGCUGGUAACUUCUCCUAUUGGCAACUAGGGCAUAGUGGGCCUCUACGAGUUGAAUUAACUUCUCUCAGUGGGGAUGCCGAUCUUUAUGUAGCUGAUAAUUUAAGACCAAGCUUUGAAUUUGGUAAACAUAACUUCAGCUCUAUAAGCUUUGGUGUUGAUAUUGUCAAAAUUCCUGCUGAUUUCCCAAGACCUGUUGGUAUAGGUGUAUAUGGACAUGGAGCCCACCCAGUAUCAACAUACAGUAUCAAUGUUUUCCUAGAAGAUGGAGAUGCAAAUGAAAUAAGAUUUAAUAAAGUCAAAAUUGAAUCAACAGUUUCUAAACCAAAAGAAAAAAUUACAACAGAAAGAGUUGAAGAAAAGCCACGCUUUUUAAAAUUUCAAAAUUUUUUAGAUAUGGUUUUUGACACAUUUGUAUUGUGAAACUGCCAUCUUUAAUUCAAUUGUGAAGAAUAAAAUUACGGUCAUAAGCAGGGCUGUCGGACCAUAUAAUUGGAUACAAAUUGUGUAUAACAAUCUGAGGUGGCUAUGUAUUUGGUGUGCAUAAUAUACACAAAAAUAUUCAAACUUAAUUGAAACAAGACUAUGCAUAGACAAUAAUGUAUUAUUUUUUAUAGAUUCAUUCUCUAUAGUUUUAUAUCUGUUGUGGGUAAGAAUUGAAAUAUAUGAAAUAUUCACUGUCUAUGUUGAUAAUUUGUAAAACAUAAGUAUUAAAGUUUCUGUACAGUAUAAUCUUUGUUGCUCCAGAGUAAUAAAAAUUAUUUUAUCCAUUAAAAACAUUAUUGUUACAAAUAUAUAUCACAUUUAAAUUAAUUAAAUAUAGUUUUUUAAUUGUGAAUAUCUAGUCUGAAUUUGAGUAUAAAUAAAAGUUUAUCACAUA
This is a messenger RNA of Pieris brassicae (large cabbage white), 2097 nucleotides long. RefSeq names its product UPF0669 protein C6orf120 homolog. The transcript has 4 exons. The coding region runs from base 1089 to 1640 and encodes 183 amino acids. NCBI's taxonomy places the organism in Eukaryota, Metazoa, Arthropoda, Insecta, Lepidoptera, Pieridae. The record is from RefSeq and is a predicted model, not a curated record.